Messenger RNA from Xenopus tropicalis (tropical clawed frog), 5413 nucleotides. It is a transcript of the gene cfap74, whose product is annotated as cilia and flagella associated protein 74. NCBI's taxonomy places the organism in Eukaryota, Metazoa, Chordata, Amphibia, Anura, Pipidae. The transcript is spliced from 38 exons. The record is from RefSeq and is a predicted model, not a curated record. The coding region runs from base 356 to 5263 and encodes 1635 amino acids.
GAAAUGUGCUACUAGGGAUUUCUAUUUGUAUGUUAGUGUGUUUUAUAAGAGUGGAAUCCUUUGCUGUUUCAGCAUAUGCUAAACUGUAUUGGGAUUGUGUAACUAUGGCAGUGCAUAACUCGCAACAAUCGCAACCAGACAGUUACACUUUCUAUGAGAAGGUUGAGGGAAAACUACCAUGGUUUGGGUUAAAGCCGCAGUGCAAGCUGGGUAGUGUAGUUUUUUGGCUUCGGCAGACGUGUGAGCUGUUUGUGUUGCCGGGGGCAACCGUUCUUCGCCUUCCAUCACAAGCUCUUUAUAGAACUCAGGAUUUUAAAACUAGGACCUGGAAGACUGAACCAAAAGAUAAGAAACUAUGGAAGAGUUUACUGUUUCUGACAACCUCCUUGAACAAACAGACAUGCUGUUAACGCAAAAAGAUGAAGAUCUUGAUGAUUACUUCUUGGAUGGAAAUGAACAGAUGAUGGAAAAUGAACAUAAUGCUGAGUAUACAAUUGCUAGAAGCGAAUCUGAAGAGCUUUUUCACGAAAUAAGUGACAGCUAUGAAUCAGAAUCUAGCUGUGAAAAUGAGGUGUAUCCUACAGACGAAGAGAGAUUUUUGAAAAAGACCGGUUAUAUAGAUAAAGUGCAGACCUUCCGUCUACGCAACAGACUAAACCAGCUGGACAAUCUUUACAGGGAAAAGGAAUCAAUGAUUCAGAAAAUCAGGGAAGAACUGACUGCAUGUAGAGAAAGGAUUCAGACUCUGAAACAAGAAAAAAAUAAUGCAGAGAGAGAAACCGUGGUAGAGCAAGAGACUAACAACAUUGCUGCUGUGUCCCGCCUACAAGCUGUGCAUAAACGUCUCUGCACAGAGUUAGACAAUGAAGAAGCCGUGGCAUCUACAUUAGCCACUAUGCUGAAAGAGAACGAGUUUGACCUAUGGCAAAUUGAAGUGGAGCAUGGGAAAUUUGAUAGCCUUCGCGAGAGACUGGUAAAAGAUGAAGAACAACUGGAAAGGCAGGAAAAAGAAAGAGCAAGCCAGCGAGCUCAGGACGAGAAAACCUUACUGACCCUUGCAGAGCGCAAGAAACAGAAGGAGCAACUGCGAGAAACAAAAAGACUGAAGGAGCAAGAAGUACAGUAUCGGAAGGUGAUGGAGGAUGCCCAGAAAAACCAUGUGACUGCUGUUCAGUUUCUGAAGGAAACAAUGACAAGAAUCCGUGAGAGAGAGAACAAAAAAGAAAUGAAGAGCAGAGAGGAAAUGGAAAGGAGGAUGCAAUCAGUACUUUCUCUUAAAAACAGCAUUUCUACAAACAGGGAAAAUCUGCGGGUCAUUGAGGCUCGAACUAAAGCAGAAGCUAUGAAGGCCAAGAAGCAGGAGAUACUGGAAAAUGAGUCUGUGCUUGCUAGGGGUGAAGAUGUUACCAAAUUUAUUAUCCAUCAAAAGCGACUGAAAGAGUUUGAAAAAAGGAAGCAAGAAUUUGAAGAACAACAGAGAAUACAGAAACAAGAAAUUAUCAGCCGACUACUGAAAGAAGAAUCCAUGCAGGAAAAACAGAGAAAGCAGGUGUCUUCCUUGGACCUGAGCAAAGGUCGCAAGAGCAGCAAACUCCGUGCCAAGACCAUGCAGUACAUUAAAUCUGUCGUCUAUCCUGAGCCAGAGGAAAAAAAGGAUCCUCAGGGAAACUGGCGUUCACCUUCACCUUUGUCAUUCUCAUCUGAUGAAGAGACAAGCAGCAGUGUGGAAGAGAAGUCUCCAGAUGUACCACCAAGAUUUACAUAUAGUUCUGAGGAAGAAGAAGCAGAAUCACUUGCUCAGCCAGAGUUUGUGGGAUUGUGGAGUCAAAACUAUAAGCCACACAAGGUCCCAAAGGAAGAAACUGAUAUGAACCUACAGAGAGGCAGCAAAAUGGAGAUGGAGAUAAUGGCAGAGAGAUUACAGAAGCUUCGUAGUGGCAUUGUUGAAAAGCAGGUGGUCUCGGGACAUGAGUUUAAGGGCUGUCCCUUUCAUAGUAAACCAAACCUUGUUCAUUUUAAGAACCUUGAUGUGGGUAAAAUUUACAAGAAAAGAAUAACUUUGACCAAUGCAUCAUACACAAUUAACUUCUGCAAGCUGGUGGGAGUCAGUGAGCACUUGAAGGAUUUCAUUACAAUACAAUUUGAUCCACCUGGGGCAAUGUCUGCAGGAAUGUCAUGUGAAAUGGUAGUAAUAUUUAAACCAAUGAUAAAUGAAGAUUUAGAAGGAGAAGUGAAAUUAUUGGCCCAGACUGGUCCUUUUUGUAUUCCAGUAAAGUGCAUGACGAAAAAAUGUGAGCUGGCUUUAGAAAAAGAGCAUAUUGACUUUGGUACACAUGUGGUUGGAGAGACAGUAAUACAGACUAUUACCUUGAUAAACCAUGGAGCUCUUGGAACCAAAUUUUCUAUUCACACAUUGACUCAUGACAGCGGUACUUGUGAGGCAGAGACGGCACACGUUGCAAGCAUGAAAAAAAUUGCUUCUCCAAAUUUACACAAAGAGACUGAAACAUCCCUAGUGUCUCCAGUGCAAGACCAUUCUGAUCAACAUAUGUCACAACAGACUGAAACUCAAAGUAGGGAGGAGCUCUCUGAGAGUCCCCAGCCUAAAGAAGAAAGGAUUCUCACAAUAACAAAUGAAGCAACUGAAGAGCAUAUUAAAGAACCAGGUGCAGCCCCUGUAAGCGAAGACAAUGUUUUGGAAGUGUAUUCUGAAGAAGGUGUGCUAGAAAUCAAACUGGGUGAGAUUACAGAAGGUGAAAUAGGACCUUUGGGCACAGUAAAGAUCCCAGUAAUUUUCACUCCGAUGGUUCCUGGAAAAAGCUUUGCACAGUUUGAAAUUACAUUUGAUAACUCCAGCUGUAAAACAAUUCCUGUCUUGGUUACUGGUGAUGCUAUUGAUGUACCUGUCUAUCUUCCAAAUUCAAACAUUGAUCUGAAGAUAUGCACAUAUGAUCGAUUGUAUCAAGACAGUAUUAUGGUUCACAACAGAGCAAGGACUGCCCUACGUUUAAAGUUUGAAGUAUGUAAGGAAUUGAAAAACCACAUGGAGCUGCUUCCCAAAACUGGUUUCAUCCAAGCACAGUCUUCUUUCAGUGUUCAGCUAAAGUUCUUACCAAGACAUUCUCUCCCAGAGGAUGCCGGCACAUGCUUUGACAAGGACACUGGAGUUUUGGAAGCGCCAAUGACAAUAACAGUUGCUGAUCAGACCCGGCCUGUUCCUUUCACAGUUCAUGCGAUUGUUACUUCUUCAGAUCUGGAAAUCAGCCCAACUGAAGUGGAUUUUGGAUACUGUACUAUUGUAGAAGCUGUCCAGGCAUCACUUCAGCUAACGAAUAAGUCUAUACUGCCCCAAGACUUUGGAUUUGUUGGAAUCCCUGAGUAUGUAGAGAUUCAGCCUAAUGAUGGAUUCGGAACACUGCUCCCUCUGGAGACUGUGAAGUUGGAUGUUAUAUUUAGAGCAGAAAAGGCCAAAGAAUAUAAAUUUGAACUAACGUGCAAGUCUGCAAUUAACAGGCAAUUCAAAGUCUCUUGCAAAGCCAUUGGGGUCCAUCCACCUUUAGCGUUGUCUCACUCUUUGAUACAAUUCCCUGCAACAGCUUUAAAUGAUGCCUCCAUUGCAACAUUACACGUUAUCAAUUCACAUACCAGCCGUAAUGAGUUCACCCAUCCGGUUCCAAGGAUUGGUAAAGGAGACAUUGCUCCUAUUGGACCCACAUCAUUUGAGUUCCAUGUACCAGAAGAUUAUCCAAUCACCAUUUCCCCAGCAGUCGGCACUGUUCUUCCAGGACAGAGAUGCAAGAUCCAGGUUUCGUUCCAGCCUUUGCUCUCACAAAAGGAAAUCAGAGAGGAGGCAAUACAUAUUGUACGCCGAGCUACUGAAGCUCAGGCCACUAUGGAAACAGAGGCCACACAGAUGUUGGAGAAAGAAAUGCAGGGUAGAAAAGAAAAAAAAGUAAUGUCUGGAAAGAAGGAAAAAAAACCUCUCCCUUCCCCAAAACAGCACCCAAAAGAAAAGGGCCCACAGCUGAUGCAUUCAGUUCCCACAGAGUUACCAAAACCUGAAGACAUAAAAGUCAAUUCUGAUGAAUAUGCUGCUGCCCAAGAGUCCAUCUAUAGAAGAUUUAUGGGAAAGUUUGAAAGAUAUGUUAUACCAUGUUUUAUUGCCAUUGGAGACACCAGCAAAUCCAAAGAUGAAAAUUUCAAAUUCAGCCAUUAUAAUACCCUGUAUCUGGAGCUACACUGUCCGGCUAUAGCGCCCCCUCUUAUCAUUACCUCUGAAAAUGGAAGGCAUCUUAUUGACUUUGGAGAAAUAGCAAUAGGUCAGAGAGUGGUUAAAAGAGUGGCUUUGCAAAAUAUCUCUCUGGAGCCUGUGGAACUUAGUGUUUCCAUUUUAAACCCCUGUGGGCCCUUCAUGCUGCUGAAUCCUCUUUCCGUGGUGGAGCCAGGGGCUAACUGCUUCCUUCUCAUUGCCUUUUUACCUGAUGAAAAUAAAGUUCUACAGAACACCUCUACAGUUCCAGUGACAUAUUCAGUAAAACUGGGCAGCCUUUCUGUCAGCAGAUACAGUGAACUCCAGAAACUUCCUCCUUUUAUUACCUCUCUCAAAAGGCCAUCGGCUUUAGUAGGCACUCAGAAUUUCAAUGGUCUCAGUGUGUUCAGUGUACAUCCUGUAGAGGGAACUAUUCUCCCAGGAAAGACACAAGAUCUCACUGUUAAUUUCAGCCCUGAUCAUGAGAGUUUCCAUUACUCUGAUGUUCUGACGGUGGAGCUGUUUGGUAAGCUUAGCGCUCACACUAUCCAGAUGAUGGGUGCAUGCAGAAAUCAUAUCAUGUAUGUAGAAGGAGGCGACCCACUGGAUGUUGCAGUUGAAUCCCUAAGCGUAAUCCCUAUGGAGGAAGAAGAUUCAAGUGAUUUGGUGAAUUCACUUCUCCUGACCCUUCACUGUAUCCAGACUGAAACUGCUCUCAAACCAGGAGUCAGGGAACUACAUGUUGGCUGUAUACGCACAUCACUAUUACCCACAAAAAAGAGUGUAGAAUUCUUCUGGGAAAACAUGCAGGUUUUACAGCAGAAAGGGUUUACUAUUGAACCAGCUAAAGCAGCGGUAGAGCCAGGACAACGGAAAUCAAUAUCUAUACAAUGGACUCCACCUGCAGGAUAUGAUCCAAUGAAUCCUGCCAGAACCACAGCCAAAUUGACUUUAAAAGGGGACAUCACUGAACAGUACCAGGUUAUUUUGGCUACCCAGGUUGUGUCAGCCUGAAACUAUAGAGGAUAUCUGUAAAUAAUUGGACUGAUCUGUGGGAACAAGCACUUCAUUCCUGAAUUUACACAAUACUAGAAAUACAAACCUUCCAUACAAAUUCCAGCAUAUGAAAAAUGUCAAUUUGAAAUAAAAUAUGUGCAAAAAAUA